GUGGUGCUGACGGACCUCAGGAGCCCGGCCGGUCCCCUGAGCGUGGCCCAGUGCGGCGUGGCGCCUGCGCCCGGUUUCCGUGGAGUAGCGCUCCUGGCCGUCUCUUUUGCGCCUCUGCUGGAGGAUCACUUGGCCGUGUCUGGUUUCGACGGGAUCGUCCGCAUCUACGAGACGCACCAGUGGGAUUCUGCGACGCAGGAAGCCCAGCCCACGUUCCUUCACAAAGGACACGUCUUUGGUGGACCCGGUGGGGCCAGAGAGCCGCCCCUGGUGACCGCUCACACAUGGGAUCUGGGGAAAGGAGGGACGUGUUCUCACCUCUGCUUUUCCCUUUCCAAAGGUUUCGACGGGAUCGUCCGCAUCUACGAGACGCACCAGUGGGAUUCUGCGACGCAGGAAGCCCAGCCCGCGUUCCUUCACAAAGGACACGUCUUUGGUGGACCCGGUGGGGCCAGAGAGCCGCCUCUGGUGACCGCUCACACGUGGCACCCCUCUAAGCCACGGACGUUGUUAUCGGCAGCCAGCGACGGGUCGCUCCACGUGUGGGACUGGGCUGAUCCCCAAGGGGGCGCCACCCAAGCUACAGGGUUUGCCCCCUGAAGUCCGCCAUUGUUACAAGCAAACGGGGAACAUUCAAGGAAGGUGUUCGCGCAUAACCUCUAGGGCCCACUCCCCCCCCCACAAAGCAUCUCCAAUUAGCGGUGCUGUUUCCUGCGGCUUGCACUCCAGGGGCUGGAUCUAGCCUGGUGGGAGACGGGAGGAGAGCAGCGAGAAGCAGAGAAGGGGACACAGUGCGAGGGUUUAUGUUGUGAAUGCAGGGCGAGUCCUUGCCCCACUGAGCCUUAAAAUGUGAGUGGGGAAGGCCUGACCCCUAGCAAGUGUCCAUUAGAGAUGGGAUCUGGGGAUUACAGAUCCCAUAAUUCUCCAGUCUGGAUGUUCUACAUGACAGGCAGACACUGUACAGAUGCCGCAAUGUGGCUCACCUGGGACAAAGGCCACAUCCACCCAGAGUGGCCUUGGGCUAGAUGAGCAGUAUACAAAUCGAAGGAAGGAAUAAACAAAUGAAUAAAUAAAAUAAACUGGGAGGCUUUGAGGCUGAGCUAGGCCUAGCUGUGCCUAGCUUCCUGUUCAGAAAGAAAACUCCCAGCUAGCCCUGGGGCAGGAACAGGAAGUUUGGUGAGAGCUAGGCCUAGCGAGAUCUCAAGUUGAG
Messenger RNA from Pogona vitticeps (central bearded dragon), 1210 nucleotides. The record is from RefSeq and is a predicted model, not a curated record. Lineage: Eukaryota; Metazoa; Chordata; Lepidosauria; Squamata; Agamidae.